This is a messenger RNA of Acaulospora morrowiae, 378 nucleotides long. Lineage: Eukaryota; Fungi; Glomeromycota; Glomeromycetes; Diversisporales; Acaulosporaceae. The record is from the annotation of a GenBank genome assembly.
AGGCUGUCAGGGUGACGAAACCCGGUGGUUGGGUUGAGGUCAUGGAGAAAGAUAUUUAUUGGCACAACGAAGGUCCCUUUUGCAAAGCCGCUCGUACUGCCGUUGCCGAAGCCUUGCGAGAAAACAAGGACAUGGAAAUCAUCGUGUCUCCUCUGUUAUCAAAAAUCCUAUCCUCUGUGCCCGACCUCGAGGAUGUAAAUCAUGAAGAUCGCAGCGUACCGUUCGGCGAAUGGGCAGGGAAACUGGGUAAAAUAUACAGGGAUCUGUACACCUGGGGUGCCAAGAAUUUGAAAAAAUUCAUGUCGAGCAUUGGGUUCAGUGAAGAGGAAUGGGACGACACCGUUGAUAUCUGUGUGAAGCAUUUGGUUGAACGGAAAG